AUGGCACAAUUAAAGUAUAAGAAGUUUAAGCUUUAUAAACCUUUAUCUUUUACUCUUUUUCUUACUUAUUCACCUAUAUCAAUUGGUACUUUUGAAAGCACCGAGAAAACAAGCAUCGUAUAUUUAAUCCUUUGUGAAUUGGAAUACAAAGAACGAAACUACUCUGUUCCGGGCCCUUACUAUCAAGCCGUCCCUAUAAGCAGCCAUAUAGAGACCAAAGUGUUUUUUGCCGAAAUUUUUUUGUUGCUGAUCGAUCUCAACAAUACCUUUUAUCAUGUAGCAGGAAGAAUAAAGCGGGAUAUGCUCCAAGCUCCUCCACCUUCGGUCCCUUUUAUACAAAUACUAGAAAUCGGAUCAGUGACUAAUCUUUAUUCUGAAAACUUCGCCCCUGCACCUCACAACAGAUACCAUGGGCUAAUUAGAGGUUUAGGAAUUAUAUAUCCACUUUCCAAAUACAAACCCUUCAUACUCUCAGCCAUCAUGUCAAACGUUCAGGCAAGCCCACAGCCCAUACCCGUAUUGCUGCACUCGAGCACAAAAUUCUGUGGAAUUGAGAUCUUUGAAAUGAGUUGGACUUCAGACACGUCCUUAACUAAUCAAGACAAUACGGGAGAAAUAAUAUCAAUGGCAAACGAAGAAGGAGAAUAUAAAUUUUCCAACCUGGGUAUUGCCAGGCAUCCCCCAAGAUACCCUCUUGGAAGAUGCUUUGUGUCUAUUGUAAAAAAAAGGUGUCAGUGGAAGAAAGUAUUGGUAUCCAAAAAGAAACUCAAGUGCGAUCCCACUAAACUACCUAUAAUUGUUUUUAGUACCGGUAUGAAAAGCAAAGAUGCUGUCGAGUUUAAAGAAAAUUGUGUUGGAAUUGUUGGUUUUUUUUAUGGAGCAUUAAAGAACAGACAAAAGGGUGGAGACCUUCUUGUAGUUGAUGUUAACGAGUUCCAAACUUUCCAGCACAUAUCUUCUGAGACUCAAACUGAUGUGAUCGCCCAGAUGGAUUCGCACACAGAUAAAUACGGAACACCAAAAGACCAGAAGACCAAUAACAAUAAGCAAUAA
Phycomyces blakesleeanus NRRL 1555(-) is the source of this 1053-nucleotide messenger RNA. RefSeq lists its product as hypothetical. Lineage: Eukaryota; Fungi; Mucoromycota; Mucoromycetes; Mucorales; Phycomycetaceae. The transcript has 9 exons. Bases 1 to 1053 code for a protein of 350 amino acids. The record is from RefSeq and is a predicted model, not a curated record.